Messenger RNA from Triticum aestivum (bread wheat), 6581 nucleotides. RefSeq names its product putative disease resistance protein RGA4. The transcript has 2 exons. NCBI's taxonomy places the organism in Eukaryota, Viridiplantae, Streptophyta, Magnoliopsida, Poales, Poaceae. Gene Ontology annotation, molecular function: ADP binding. The record is from RefSeq and is a predicted model, not a curated record. The coding region runs from base 1971 to 6221 and encodes 1416 amino acids.
UCUCCUGUUAAUAUACUGUUGUAUUAGUAGGCCUCUUCCGUGCUGUUUCAGUUAAAAAGAUGCUGCAUACAACCUCACUCAUCAGAGCUUGCUGCAACUGUCGUCCUAUAUUUUCUUGAUGCGUCAACAGGUUAAAAUUCUAGGGUUAUUCCGUGCUAAGAACUGAGGAGCGUCGCUAGUAAUUACAAUUUACAACUUGCAUUGGUCUCAGCGUAAGGUUAGCAUGCUUCUCCCUCUCUAUCUUUAAUUUUUUGCUUCACUGUACAGUUAGAAAGUUAGGCUUGUUAUGAUUUUUAAUUAGUUAACUUGAGCUCGUUGAGAUGAUAUGAAUUUUUUCGUAUGUCCCCUUAUGGGGGGUUUCACUGUCUUGCAGCAACAGUGCAACACAACAUAUUGAACUUAUCAAAUUGGAAGGCAUGCUCACACGCCUUUCUGUCAUCAUCAAAUAACGGAAGAUGGUCAAGUUAUGAUUUAUGAUAUCAGUGUAUUAAGUAUUACAUAUGUCCAUAUGAACAAGAAAUAAUCAUCAUGAUCAUUUCUGAGAUCGAUAAUAAGAGUCAUUAAAAAGGGACAAGAAAUAACCACUUGCUUCUGGGUCUUCUCUCUUCAGCAGGGGUGAUGCAUUCAAGAAUCAAGAUUCAGUGAAUCCACAAAAACCAAUAUUGCAGUCCUCCAUUGGCGGCAGGUACUCGAGAUAGGUAUAUGUUGUUGUUGCCCGGUAGGUGUGCUAUCACACGUCUAGUAAGUGGAGGUAAUUGUUUAAUUUCUCUUACUGGGACCUUUUUUAAUUGGACAGAAAUUUCGUACCUUUGGUAAGGUCACGGCCAAUGGAACGUCACUUUUGAAAACUCCGUUGGAUGUAUACUGACAUAAAUACACAAAAUAAUGCUCCACUUGCAAUGUUCUGGAUGUACUGACAUAUACUGUUUUCCUACCUGCAAGUGGACGUUUUGUAACUGAAGUGCACAUUGUCCCAUAUGUCUGCCAGUGCCUUGGUUUAGCAAUUUGACUAAUUUAAAACCUGCAUCGUAAAUGCAAACCACCUUGUUCAUUCUUGGCACUAAGUAUGGCUGUCUGAUCUCAUGAGGAUUAAAAUGAUGCUGCAUAUAAUCUCAUCGUGGUUGUUAACUGUUUCUACGUUUGUUUGGUACAUGAGCAGAUUAAAAUUAUAUAUUUAUUCCUAAAAACCGUGGAGUGUGUUACCACAACUUGCAUGAAUCUCAGCAUAAGGUUAGCAAGCAUGCCUCUUUCUUGUGUCCCAUCAGUAGGUAAUGUAUUAUAUCUGCCUAUAUGAAUAAAAUAUUAAUCCUUUGACGGCUGAUUAUGAUCAUUCCAAGAUCAAUCCUGUACCCAAUCAUAUUUAGACAAGUAUGUGACGCAUUCAAGAUUCAACUAAUCAAGAAAACUAAUGUUCUGGUGUCCUUGGGAGGCAGGUACUCGAGAUAAGUAUGUUUUGUUGUUGCACAGUAGGUGUGUUGUCACAUGUGUAGUCAGUGGAGGUAAUUGUUUAAUUUGCAUUCCUGCUACUUUUUUUUUAAUUUGCAUUCCUCUACCAUCUGCUAAAGUCACAACCAAUGGAACGUCACUUUUGAAAACAUGCAUUGGAUGCACCUGAUAUAAACUCAUAAUAUACUGCUCUACUUGCAAUAUUCUGACUGUCUGUUGCCUUGCGCUCUAGCUGUGCCUUAUUAAGAACUGAAGAUACCCCUAGCUGUUACCAAGGUAUGCUGGUUGUCCCUAUUCUAUUUUAGCCCAAAAAGAAUGCCCUGUGCUGAGCUGUUACACAAUUGGAUAAUUGUGAUUGGUUCCUAGCAAUCAAACUCAUCUACUUGACUCGCCAGAAGCCAAUAAUCACGUUGGCUUCCAAUUUCAUACAAGCAAAGCAUGCACGUCUUGCUCACACCAUUCUCUUCUCCAUUCCACUCCGUGCUCGUGUUUCCCAUUGUUGUGCCAAUCGUGUGAGCGUUCCAAUGGCGGAGGUGGUGGCCGCCAUGGCCAUCCGGCCACUGGUGUCCCUGUUGAUGAGCAAGGCAUCCAGCUCCCUCCUGGACCAGUACAAGGUGAUGGAGGGAAUGGAGGAGCAGCACAAGAUUCUCAAGCGUAAGCUUCCGGCCAUCCUCGACGUCAUCACCGAUGCCGAGGAGCAGGCCACGGCUCAUAGAGAAGGUGCCAAAGCCUGGCUUCAGGAGCUCAAGACUGUGGCCUAUGAAGCAAAUGAAGUCUUUGACGAGUUCAAGUAUGAAGCGCUCCGCCGUGAAGCCAGGAAGAAGGGGCACUACAACAAGCUUGGCUUCGAUGUAAUAAAACUCUUCCCUACUCACAAUCGUGUUGCGUUCCGUUACAAAAUGGGCCUCAAGCUUUGCCUGAUUUUGCAAGCCGUUGAGGUCCUCAUAGCAGAGAUGCAGGUCUUUGGGUUCAAGUAUCAACCGCAGCCGCCGGUGUCCAUGGAGUGGAGGCAGACCGAUUAUGUUAUCACUGACCCACAAGAAAUUGCAAGCAGGUCCAGAGACAAAGAUAAGAAGAAUAUUGUUGCUACACUACUUGGUCAAGCUAACAAUGCAGAUCUUGCAGUUGUUCCCAUCGUUGGAAUGGGUGGCCUUGGCAAGACCACAUUAGCACAACUCAUAUACAAUGAACCUAGAAUUCAGAAGCAUUUCGAAUUGUUGCUGUGGGUAUGUGUCUCUGAUGUCUUUGAUGUGAACUCCCUAGCCAAGAGUAUAGUUGAAGCAUCUCCCAAGAAAAAUGAUGAUACAAACAAACCACAACUAGAGAGACUUCAGAAAUUGGUCAGCGGGCAGAGGUAUCUCCUUGUGUUGGAUGAUGUCUGGAACAGAGAAGUCCAUAAGUGGGAAAGGCUGAAGGACCAUCUUAAGCAUGGUGCCAUGGGUAGUGCGGUGCUGACAACAACUCGUGAUAAAGGAGUUGCUGAAAUUAUGGGUGCAGAUACCCACAUUCUCGGUCGUUUGGAUGAUAGAUUCUUAAAGGAAAUUAUUGAGGCUGGAGCAUUCAGUUCCCGAAAAAAAAAGCCUGUUGAGCUAGCCAAGAUGGUUGAUCAGAUUGUGAACAGAUGUCGUGGCUCUCCUUUAGCUGCAAGUGCACUGGGUUCUGUACUUCGUACCAAGGCCACCGUGAAAGAAUGGAAGGCUAUAGCAUCUAGAAGCAGCAUUUGCACUGAGGAAACUGGAAUCUUGCCAAUACUCAAGCUUAGCUACAACGAUUUGCCAUCGCACAUGAAGCAGUGCUUUGCUUUUUGUGCUGUAUUUCCAAAGGAUUACAAGAUUGAUGUAGGGAAGCUGAUCCAACUAUGGAUCGCAAAUGGCUUUAUCCCUCAACACAAGGAAGAUAGUCUUGAAAUCAUUGGACAACUUAUUUUUGAUGAGCUUGCUUCAAGGUCAUUCUUUCUGGAUAUAGAGAAGAGUAAAGAAGACUGGGGUUAUUAUUCAAGAAAUUCAUGUAAAAUCCACGAUCUUAUGCAUGAUAUUGCAAUGUCUGUUAUGGAAAAGGAAUGUGUUGCUGCGACUAUGGAGCUAAGUGAAAUUGAGUGGCUUGGAGAUACUGCUCGGCAUUUGUUUUUAUCAUGUAAAGGAACAGAAGGUAUUUUGAAUGAUUCUUUGGAGAAAAGAUCCCCUGCCAUUCAAACACUCAUAUGUGAUAGUCCUAUGCAAAGCUCGUUGAAGCAUCUGUCAAAAUACAGCUCUUUGCAUGCCUUAGAGCUCUGUAUGUGGACAGAAUCAUUUCCACUAAAACCAAAGUAUCUACAUCACCUGAGGUACCUUGAUCUCUCGUGGAGUUAUAUCAAAUCACUUCCUGAAGAUAUAAGUAUUCUAUAUAACCUGCAAAUGCUGGACCUUUCCUACUGCUCUUAUCUUGAUCGACUUCCGAGGCAAAUGAAGUAUAUGACUUCCCUCUGCCACCUCUACACUCAUGGAUGUCCGGAGUUGAAGUCCAUGCCUCCAGAACUCGGAAAACUCAAAAAGCUGCAGACGCUCACAUGUUUUGUGGCAGCAGUUACUGGCCUUGAUUGCAGUGAUGUCGGAGAGCUGCAGCAUUUAAACCUUGGUGGGCAGUUAGACCUAUGUCAGAUAGAGAAUGUUAUAGCAGCAGAGGAAAAAGUGGAAAACCUUGGAAACAAGAAGGAUCUCAGAGAACUGACGUUAAGAUGGAAUUCUGUUUGUGAUAGCAAGGUUCUCGACAAUUUCAAACCACGUGGUGGGCUGCAGGUUCUGAAGAUAUAUUCCUAUGGAGGAGAGUGCAUGGGUAUGCUGCAAAACAUGGUUGAGAUCCAUCUUGUUGGUUGCCAAAGAUUGCAAGUUUUGUUCAGAUCUAGUACAAUCUUCACUUUUCCAAAACUGAAGGUGCUUACACUAGAGCAUUUGUUGGGUUUUGAGAGAUGGUGGCAAAUAGAUGAGAGGCAAGAAGAACAGACAAUAUUUCCUGUGCUUGAGAAGUUGUUUAUUAGUCAUUGUGGAAAGUUGGUAGCAUUGUGUGAAGCACCAUUGUUGCAAAGACCUUGUGGUGAAGGUGGUUAUAAAUUGGUACGCUCAGCAUUUCCUGCCCUAAAGGUGCUCGAACUGGAAGACUUGGAGAGCUUUAAGAGAUGGGAUGAAGUCGAAGAGACUCAAGGGGAACAGAUAUUGUUUCCUCAGCUUGAGGAACUGUCAAUUGAGAAAUGCCCAAAGCUGACAGCGUUACCUGAAGCACCGUUGCUUCAAGAAGCAUGCAGUGAAGGUGGUUAUAGAUUGAUACACUCAGCGUUUCCUUCCCUAAAGGUGCUGAAAAUGAUAGACUUAGAGAGGUUUCAGAGAUGGGGUGCUGCUACUGAAGGUGAACAGAUAUUGUUUCCUCAGCUUGAGGAGCUGUUUGUUUUGAGAUGCCCAGAGGUAAUAGGUUUACCUGAAGCACCAAAUCUCAGUGUAUUACAUAUUAUAGAUGGCAAACAAGAGAUCUUCCACUGUGUACACAGUUAUUUGUCUUCACUGACCAAUCUGACACUGAAGCUAGAAUACACAGAAAAAACAUCAGAGGCUGAGUGCACUUCAAUUGUACCAGUGGAUAACAAGGAGAAAUGGAACCAGAAAUCCCCUCUUACAGUUGUGGAGUUAGGAUGCUGCAACUCAUUCUUUGGACCAGGUGCACUAGAGCCGUGGGACUAUUUUGUACACCUUAAAAAGUUGGAAAUUGAUAGAUGCGAUGUGCUCGUCCACUGGCCAGAGAAAGUGCUCCAAAGCUUGGUAUCCUUGAGGACAUUAGUGAUUACAAACUGCGAAAAUCUGACUGGAUAUGCACAAGCUCCUCUUGAUCCAUUGGCUUCCGAAAGGAGCCAGCACCUGAGAGGUCUGGAGUCUCUUCAGUUAAAAUGGUGUGAAAGUGUGGUAGAGAUGAUCACUGGCCCGGCAUCUCUCAAGAGCAUGGAGAUUAGGUCGUGUCCUAAGCUUGAAUAUAUAUUUGGCAAGCAGCAGGGCAUGGCAGAGUUAGUUGAAGGAUCUACUAGCAGUGAGGCAAUCGUGCCUACAGCUGUAUCAGAGUUGUCCUCUUCACCCAUGAAUCACUUUUAUCCAUGCCUAGAAGAUCUACAUUUAGUUGGAUGUGGAAGCUUACCAGCGGUUCUAAAUCUGCCUCCAUCCUUAAAUACCUUACAAAUUGCUGACUGCAGUAGUAUUCAAGUCCUAUCAUGUCAGUUGGGUGGGCUCCAGAAACCACAACUCACUACCUCCAUAAGCAGAAGUCCUAUCAUGCCAGAGCCACUAGCAGCAGCAGCAACAGCAAUAGUGCAUUUACUUCCUCCCCAUCUCGAAGUUCUAGGAAUACAGGACUGUGCUGGCAUGUUGGGUGGGACUCUCUGUCUGCCUGCACCUCUCAAAGCACUGACUAUUAUUGGCAAUAGUGGGUUGACAUCAUUGGAGUGUCUGUCGGGAGAGCACCCCCCAUCGCUGGAAGUCCUUGGUCUUCAAAGAUGCAGUACCCUUGCAUCCUUGCCGAAUGAGCCGCACGUAUACAGUUCUCUCAGGUUUCUUAAAAUUACAGGCUGCCCUGCUAUAAAAAAGCUCCCUAGAUGCCUGCAGCAGGAACUGGGCAGCAUCAAAUACAAACAACUCGAUGCCCAGCAUGAAGUGAUGGCACUUAAACCGAAGACAUGGAAGCAGAUGCCAAGGCUAGUCCGUGAGCGGAGGAACGCCGCUACAGAAGCCAAGGAACGCCAACGAUCCACUAGGCAGGAGUAAACAGGUCGGAAACCAUGUAGAAAGGGCAUGGAUUCUGAUUCUGAUUGUUGCUCUGCUCUGCUAGGGGAAUGGCCUGUGAUUGCUUCUACAACUGAACUAUGCCUCAGUCGCACUUGGUCGAGAACUGUCAAGCAUCUCUGAAUCAAAAUCCUAGGCCGAGAAGAUCUCAUCUUGUUCUGGUUUGCUGCUGCCCAGUCAAGCGAGUAAAACAGGGAAGAAACAACGUAGAAAGGGCAUGGUAGUCUAUUUUAUUUUGCUUCAGAAAUUGUACCAAUUCAUGCCAUGAUUGUUAUCUGCUCUCUGUUAAACUCGGACCUUUAUCUUGUUCAAGAUUCCGAUACUUGCCAGGUUUAGUAGAAG